This is a messenger RNA of Pocillopora meandrina, 606 nucleotides long. NCBI's taxonomy places the organism in Eukaryota, Metazoa, Cnidaria, Anthozoa, Scleractinia, Pocilloporidae. The record is from the annotation of a GenBank genome assembly.
AUGAAAAUAAUCCCUCCGAGGGAGAAUCAUCCUGACACAGAUAAAAAAUAUCUUGUUUUAAGCAAUUGUCUGGAUCAGUUGCUUAAAUGUUGCACCAAAUGUAGUGUAACAGUAACAGGCCAAAAAAAGAAAACAAUUGGGAGUAUGCUAACUAUAGAAAUGAUUUGUCUUGAUGGCCAUAUCAACCACUGGGACUACCAACCAAUCAUAAAUAGAAAACCAAGCCGGUUAGCAUCAUACUUGAACUUGCAAUUUAUCAGUGAGAGUGUUUUCUAUGACACCCAGCGUCAGUUUGUUUUUCCAGUUUUAAAUCAGGCAUGGGAAAAUGAAAAACAAAUGGUAAGGCAGGAGCUGGUUAACAAGAGUGCCAUUAAUUUACAUGGUGAUGGGCGUUGUGACAGCCUUGGACGCAAUGCCAAUUCUGGCACUUACACACUUAUGGACGAUAACACUGGUAAAGUGGCGGCAUUCAUUGUUGUCCAGGUUUCUAAGGUCACUUCCUCUGAUACCAUGGAGAAGGAAGGUUUCAAGCGUUGCAUUGAUAGCCUAGAGGGUGAUGGCAUUGGAAUCGACUGUAUAGCCACUGACAGACGUUUCCAUCAUUAG